Molecule: messenger RNA, 3096 nt
Organism: Pelmatolapia mariae (spotted tilapia)
Lineage: Eukaryota; Metazoa; Chordata; Actinopteri; Cichliformes; Cichlidae
Gene: tm9sf5
Product: transmembrane 9 superfamily protein member 5
Exons: 17
Coding region: 175-2142 (655 amino acids)
Biological process (GO): protein localization to membrane
Cellular component (GO): membrane
Source: RefSeq, a predicted model, not a curated record
CAGAGGUGGACGUCAGCGCCGUGCUGGUUGUUCCAGACCGUUCAGCUCAGUUGCUGUUUCUGCAAGCCAGGAAACUAGCAUAUAGCCCAUCGUUGCUAGCAGCCGUUAAGUUUCUUUCGAAGAAGAAACUCCAAGUAGCAAACAAAAUCUUCGAAGAAGCGUGUCCGCAAUAAAAUGAGGAUGCGGAUACAUUUUAGUUUUGCGCUUGUUUGUUUGUUAGCCCUAUAUAUCCGUUCAUUCUCGGCCUUCUAUCUUCCGGGUUUAGCCCCAGUGAGUUUUUGUGAUGAAGAACCCAAAGCUGGUGAAGACUGCCAGACAGAUAUUCAGCUGUUUGUCAAUCGCCUAGACUCAGUGGAAUCAGUUCUGCCUUAUGAGUAUGACGUGUUUGACUUUUGCAAAGAUGCCAAAGAAUUAAGGCCUUCUGAGAACCUUGGACAGGUACUGUUUGGUGAACGAAUUGAGUCUUCACCAUACAAGUUUAAAUUUAAAAAAGAUGUUCCAUGCGAGCGGGUGUGCCUUCCAAAAACCUACAAGCAAGGAAACAAGGAUGAUAUAGCUAAACUGGACUUUCUUAAAAUGGGAAUGCAGCUGAACUAUCAGCACCACUGGAUCAUUGACAACAUGCCAGUUACUUGGUGCUAUGAUGUGGAAGAUGGUCAGAAGUACUGCAAUCCAGGUUUCCCCAUUGGCUGCCUUGUUGCAGGAGAUGGCAGGGCUAAGGAUGCAUGUGUGAUCAAUUCUGAGUUCAACAAGAAGAACACAUUUUACGUCUUCAAUCAUGUGGACAUCAAGAUCAAGUACCACAGCGGCGAUCAAGAGGGAUGGACAGGAGCUCGACUGGUUGCUGCAACUCUGGAGCCAAAGAGUAUCAAACAUGCAGAUGCGGACCCCCUAAGUUGUGAUGGAGGCAACCCAAUGGAGGUCCCUGCAGACUUUAAUGCUGAUGUGUCAAUUAUUUACAGCUACUCUGUGAAAUUUGAGCAAGACAAUACUAUCAAAUGGGCAUCUAGGUGGGACUACAUCCUGGUCUCCAUGCCUCACACCAACAUCCAGUGGUUUAGCAUCAUGAACUCCUUGGUCAUUGUGCUGUUCCUGUCUGGAAUGGUUGCCAUGAUCAUGCUGAGAACUCUGCACAAGGACAUUGCCAGAUACAACCAGGUGGACCAGGAGGAUGCACAGGAGGAAUCUGGUUGGAAGCAGGUGCACGGGGAUGUUUUCCGUCCCCCUAGGAAAGGGAUGUUGCUGUCUGUUUUCCUUGGACAGGGAACGCAGAUCUUCAUCAUGACUUUCAUUACUCUCUUCCUCGCCUGUCUGGGUUUCCUGUCACCGGCCAACAGAGGGGCUCUCAUGACUUGUGCAGUGGUACUCUGGGUUCUCCUGGGUACACCUGCUGGUUAUGUGUCAGCACGUCUUUACAAAACUUUCGGAGGUGAAAAGUGGAAGACAAACGUAUUGCUAACUGCACUCUUGUGCCCAGGAAUUGUAUUUGCAGACUUCUUCUUGAUGAAUCUGAUCCUAUGGGGGGAGGGCUCCUCAGCUGCAAUCCCCUUUGGUACUCUGGUUGCCAUUUUGGCCCUGUGGUUUGGAAUCUCUGUACCCCUCACCUUUGUUGGUGCCUACUUUGGAUUCAAGAAACCAGCAAUUGAGCAACCAGUGCGAACAAACCAAAUCCCCCGUCAAAUACCUGAGCAGUCCUUCUUCACCAAACCCAUCCCUGGUAUAGUGAUGGGUGGCAUUCUCCCCUUUGGCUGCAUCUUCAUUCAGCUUUUCUUCAUUCUCAACAGCAUUUGGUCUCAUCAGAUGUACUACAUGUUUGGAUUCCUGUUCCUGGUUUUCAUCAUUCUGCUCAUCACCUGCUCUGAGGCAACAAUUCUGCUGUGCUACUUCCACCUUUGUGCUGAGGACUACCACUGGUGGUGGCGAUCCUUCCUGACCAGCGGCUUUACAGCAGUCUAUCUGUUUAUCUAUGCUGUACACUACUUCUUCUCAAAGCUGCAAAUAAUUGGAAUGGCCAGUACUAUACUCUACUUUGGAUACACGAUGAUUAUGGUCCUGAUCUUCUUCCUCUUCACAGGUACAAUUGGCUUCUUCGCCUGCUUCUGGUUUGUAAAUAAGAUCUACAGCGUGGUCAAAGUGGACUGACUGUAUGGCUGAAGAACUCUGUGAAAGGACUAACUCCUAGAUGCGACAGCACUGGCCUCCCUGAUGCUGGUUUUGUGACAAAGGCCUGAGGUCUGAUUUGACCUGAACUGAAAAACCAUCACUUAUCAUAGAAAACCCCCCCGAUGAGCAGAGCCCGUCCUCUUUUUGUGCUUUAAACCUCUGUUGCUAUUUUCUUUUUAAAAAUAUAUAUAAUUUCGCAUUUACUGUUGACUUGUAAUAAUUUGAAUGGCGCCUUGAAAAUCAGCCUGGGUUCCAAUGAUCUAGCUGUCAUAGUGAGCAAUGUGUGUGUGGGAAUGUUUUUACUUUAAUUUUCUAAGGAAGGUAAAAUGUUAUGUAUUUUGCUGUUCUAUUCCCUUACGGCUAAAAUUCUUUCUUUUUUUCUUUACCUGUACUUUAAUGAUUUAAAAAAAUGUGUGUACAUAUACUGUAUAGAGAGUGAGGGAGAGAAUGCAACUUAAAGAUUGUCACCAUUAUGGAACCUUCGUUGGGAGUUAUAUUUUUCUUUUCUUUCUUUUCUCUGGUUUGUUUUAAAAGUAAAAAUAUCAGCCUGUAUUGUAGUUUAGAAAUUAUAUAAAACACUCACAGUGCUAUGAUACAUGUCCAUUUUCUUGAAGUUUGAGUUUGUAUAAAUCAGAGGGUACUCUUGGUUACGACGCACAUCUGUAUCAUAGAGCUAUGUGCUGCAGUGUGUUGCAUAUUAGGCACCCGAUUUGUUUCUCAACAGUAGACAUGGUCACCUAGUUAAUCAUAAAGUAGUCCAUGAAUUUACUGGUCAGGUGCAUUAUGCACUUUCGAGAUGUACCUCUUUAGAUUUUAAUAGGUGGUUUGCUGAACUGUUAACUAUAUAAAAACACUGCUGCUUUUUGCUUCAAGCAGUGUGGCACCAUCACCCAAGGUGAUAACAUUUUACAAAUAAACGCAGUGAAUUCCAAA